This is a messenger RNA of Metarhizium acridum CQMa 102, 594 nucleotides long. RefSeq lists its product as uncharacterized. NCBI's taxonomy places the organism in Eukaryota, Fungi, Ascomycota, Sordariomycetes, Hypocreales, Clavicipitaceae. The record is from RefSeq and is a predicted model, not a curated record.
AUGCUACAAGAGAAUGAACAAUUGUUCGAGGCCAAGUUUACUUCACCGUGUAGCAUGCCCUGCUACAAGACUUGUCGAGACCGCAUGAUCAAUUAUGCAGAAGAAUUCAAGAAGUUCGAAGAGCUAUGUCUGAAAACUCUCCACCGCAUCGAAAAGCAUCGUGAUGGACGAUUAGAUGAUGACAGUCCUCCGAGGUGGUCAUACAUAACUUUGUCAAACGGUUCAGAGGUACCUGUAAUGGUCCAAACAGCAUAUCGUUCUUUGUAUCCCAUCGCGGCUGAGACCAGCACUGUCGCAGGAACACCUUUCGAUUCGAGACUCAAUCCGUCACCAACGUUCAUAGACCCCGUUGCAUCUGAGAAUGCCAAUCCACUUCUUGAAGACAUGCCCGGCCAUGAGCUGUCAGCCACGAAGAAGGAUGUUGCCGCCUUUUCACUUGACCCCCCCGCGCCAGAUGAUCUCGUUUGCCCUAUCGAUCUUUCGAAUCCAGAAUUUUAUAUCCAUCCACUUUUCAAAGAUGAAAAAUUGGUAUCGGGCGAAAUGCAGCGACCAGGCAUCAUCCUCGUCAAGGAGCAUUCAAGUCGACAUUUCUAG